UCACUUCGGCAAGUGUAUCCAACACACCCCUUGUUUUUUCUAUUGACUCCAACAGCUAACCAAUCAAAAGAGGGAGUGAUGUAAACAAGGAAAUGUCUCCUGCAACCGUGCGAAUACAAAACAACGAUUCGAAUCGAAAGAAGGAUUGCCAUACAAGAUAUUCUCUGUCGAUGGAUGUACGCUAGUUCUUGCGUUUUAUUUUGUAUGACUACAAACUUUAUUUUACAAUUGGUUUAGAACUCCAGAAUGGAUCCAAAACACAGGAGUGUUCUUCAGCGCAACAGGGUCACUCUUGUUGUGGAUCUGAAACCAUCAGAGCUCUACGAUGGACUUCUGGAAAAGGGAAUUUUCACCCAAGACAUGAUUGAUGAGAUUAAGAACUCCGGAACCCGGCGGGACCAGGCCAGGCAGCUACUCUGUGAUCUAGAGAAACGUGGUUCCCAGGCUUUCUCAUGUUUCAUCCAGUGCCUCCGUGAUGCAGGGCAGCUCCCCUUGGCAGAGCUCCUGCUGGGUGGAGAAGCCCCAGUUCAGCCUCUGGUCCCGACGGCCCUGGAAGACAUCCGCCCUGUUCUCCAACCUCUACCUGUCUCAUCGCCUAUGAAUGUUGAUAGGCCUCGAAAAGACAUUGCUCCGAUCUAUCCAAUCCAGAGACCUAGCGACUCUCCAAGCCCAUCGCCAGAAAGCGAAUACAGAAUACCACGGCCACCAAGGAGAACAAGGAAAGAUAGUAUUCAGACCUAUAAAAUGGAUGCCAGCCCAUGUGGACACUGCCUGAUCAUAAACAACGUGAAGUUUGAACCCAACGCCGAUCUGAGCGAUCGCAAAGGCUCAAACGUAGAUUGUGACAAACUAGAAAAAAGAUUCAAGUCACUGAACUUCAUAGUUAGAGUGAAGACAAACCUGAGAUACAAACAAAUAAGACAUGAGCUGUGUGUUCUGUCAAAGAUAGACCAUUCUCAGUUUGACUGCUGUGUGGUCAUCAUACUGUCUCAUGGGACUGAGGUGAAUCACAACCGCUUCCCUGGUGCCGUACAUGGGGUGGACGGACCUGCUGUCCCCGUCCAGUUCAUCACCAACUACCUGAAUGGACAGCAUUGCCCAUCCCUACAGGGAAAACCCAAGCUGUUCUUCAUCCAGGCCUGCGGUGGAGGCGAGAAGGACACAGGUUUCGAAGUGUCUCCUGACGAGGUCGAGCCCUACAUGGGCGGAGCGGACGACCAGACGGACGCCAUGCCCAUGUCAUCCAGCAGCGACUCCAUAAGCACGUCAGAUGAACCCGAUGCCAGAGCCACCCUGCCCACGCCCAGCGACAUCCUCGUCUCCUACUCCACCUUCCCUGGCUUUGUGUCCUGGAGAGACCCUCUCUCAGGCUCCUGGUACGUAGAGAUACUGGAUAACAUUCUGGAGGAAAACGCUGACGCAAAUGACCUAGUCACCAUGUUGAUGAUGGUUAACAACGAGGUAUCUCAGAACUCGGCCAAGGGCCUCUAUAAGCAGAUGCCUGGCUCCUUUAACUUCCUACGGAAACUUCUCUACUUUCAAACCCAAUCCCAGGGACAAACUCCUGCCUGACAUUAUUGCCACCACUGAUGUCAUUUGGUAUCACCACUCUUUUUGUGAUUUUAUUCUCUCUUUUUUUUUACAUCUUUAUGGCUGUUGUCAACUGUCACAUUUUCUUAUUGCUAAUCAAUAAGAGCCCCGUUUUAAAAAGAAGGUUAUGAAUGAUUUUAUAAAUGUUUUUUUACAGUUACCUUUUCAAUUAAUUAUGUGAAGCCAGUGAAUUCAUCUGAGACUGUAACUAUGAUUUAGAGUUGUAUUCAUAAAAUAUAUUUACUUGCCUUAAACUUCGUUAUAUUCAUAUAUAUUAAUUUUAAGCCUGCACUAUUAUUGAAAAAAAUGUGAAUGCAUGACUUCUUUUAAAAUGUUCUCCACAAACCUAAUGAAUUUGGAGGGGAAUAAAUUCUGGGUUGAUCGAGCCAUAUCGAGUUAUAAAUCAAUACAUCAUAAUAAAAGUGAUGGCUGCAGUGAUACAUUUACAUGCAGCUGCAGUCUUUAUGAAAAGUAUGAGAACUGGCCUUAUACACGUAUUAUGUAUUAUUUUACUUGCUUAGUGGCACAAAAAAGCUGAAAUGACAAUCCAUUGCAAAGAUACAUUUGAUGUUGUCUUUAUUUCUAUAAACUGACUAACUGUCACCUCACUAACGGUCUCUGAUACUGUAAGACAUAGUCAUCUAGGACUAUGACUUCAAGGUUGUUGACACCAAAGUAUGAAGCAAAUUGUUGUGGUGGAACAUUUGCUUCUCGUGAGGUUCCCCCAGCUGCAUGCUCCCGAUCCAGCUGGCAACACAGACCACUUUCUGUACGGUAGUAUUAUUCUCUUUCUAAAGUAUACUCUUCUGUAGUAUUUUGAACUCACCCAAGGUGAGUCAAAAAACGACAGAGUAUACUACAGAAAGAGCAGAAAAUGUUGGGAUCUUUAAAUGUUUUUGUCCUUCGAGCCACAUCUAAAUGUUUAUAUUACUGCAAAUAAAAAAUGGUCAGGCAUAUUUUGUCCCGUAUUUUACGUCAUCUUGUUGAAAGCUUACUUUGCAUCUAUCAUCUAUCUCACACCUAACAAAUUGAAAUGAUAUAGGGUCCUCAUUUUCAAAUGGGUUCAGAAAACCUAGUGUAACCUUUGGAUUGCAUGGCACACUUUGGCAGCACAUACUAACUUUCCCCUGCCUGUUUAUUGCUGUAAGAUGGGAAGAAAUUAGCUUUGUGUAUCUGCUCUGAGCCAACACAAAUUCAGUUGACCAUAUAGGGUGUUGUCAAUAUGGAUGUAAUAGAUGUUCAACAGGCCCAGUUUUAAAUCAGAUAAACUAACAUUCAACAUCGUAUUUCAAGAAUUGCUUUCAGGACCUCCUUGAGGCUGUGAAUUGCAAGCAGAUUUGAUAAUCUAUUUUCCAAGUAUUUGUGUUUAUUUUUUGCAAGCAGGGGGUAGGGAGGAGUCCCAUAAACACACCAUUCUGGUCCGUGAUUCAUCCAUUUUGCUCUCACUGUCUAAAAUCAGCAAGCCACAGGCAGAACCCCCUUGGAAUAGGUCAGUAGUAUUCAGCAAAAAAACUCACAAACCCUAUAUUUUUGUGAUUUGAAUUGCAAUGUUUGGAAUUCGUCGCUCUUCAACUUUGUAUCCUCAAACAUGUCUUGACUCUUUAAGUUCUUAAUUAGAAUUUUUUUUUAGGGAACAUGUGUCUUUGUAUUUUAAGUGCGUUGUGUUGUUGAAAGAUCCUAAUAAAAAUGUAUAGAUUAAAAUGUAAAAAUCAGUGCUUCAAAACAUAAUAGGAAUCAUUUAUUUUCUCAUAUUUUUAAAUAGAGUAAGCAUACAGGUGUUUUGAUGCGCGAAUUUCCACUAGAUGGCGCCACACUUUUGGUAUAAAAGUUUUAAUUAUUUUAACUCUGGUCUAAAGAUACCCUGAAUUUUCCACCCAUGUGUUCUCAUGUCUUGAUCUUCUG
Molecule: messenger RNA, 3492 nt
Organism: Gadus chalcogrammus (walleye pollock)
Lineage: Eukaryota; Metazoa; Chordata; Actinopteri; Gadiformes; Gadidae
Gene: casp9
Product: caspase 9, apoptosis-related cysteine peptidase
Exons: 10
Coding region: 247-1572 (441 amino acids)
Biological process (GO): intrinsic apoptotic signaling pathway in response to DNA damage; regulation of apoptotic process; proteolysis
Cellular component (GO): cytoplasm
Source: RefSeq, a predicted model, not a curated record